This is a messenger RNA of Truncatella angustata, 789 nucleotides long. RefSeq lists its product as uncharacterized. The transcript has 6 exons. NCBI's taxonomy places the organism in Eukaryota, Fungi, Ascomycota, Sordariomycetes, Amphisphaeriales, Sporocadaceae. The record is from RefSeq and is a predicted model, not a curated record. The coding region runs from base 1 to 789 and encodes 262 amino acids.
AUGUAUCGUGGUACUCGAUCCCAUCAGGGCUACGGUCACCCGACGACUGCGAAUCGCCAUCAGGCAGGCUGGGGUUUGACCUGUGGUUUGAUCGAUGACCUCGACGGAAGGCAAGUCGCUAGGAGGAGCAGGCGUCAUGGGCAUGGCCGAAGCAGAGUAUGUGCUGCGAGAAGACAUGAUUUGUUUAUCGAUCUCGAUGCGAAGAGGAGCCUGAACUUAUAUUCAACGACAAAGCCAGACAAGGCCGACAAGGCAGCGCACAAAGGUUUCUAUGAUGCACCGGCGGCGUUUGAGGCGGCUCUGACUCCAGAGCCCACCCAAGUCUCUCUACCUUCUCCUCGACGUCUAUCUCGGCUGGGAUACACUAACCAAAGGCGCAAGACUAGCGUUGGCAUGUCGCCCGUAAAUUCCCAUGUCCUGUCGAGAGAAUUUGCGAAGAUCGACAAUCAUCAUAGCCGUUUCGGUAUCAUAGUUGGAGCCUACCCUUGCACGCUAUGGCGUAUGAGAUGGCGGGCUGGGGGUUGGAGAGAUGAGGAACGAGGCGAACGGAAGAGGAAAGACCCUGCAGAUCUUGAGGUCAUGCCCUUAUGUCAUGCCAUUGGCCAAAGCUCCUCGGUGUCGGAUGGAUACUACCAAGUACACAAAGUACCAAGUAGACAAAGGGUCUUUUCUAAGCCUCGCAACAAGGCCGUGGGAAGUAAUGUUCCGAAAUUUUGGCAGAUCACUUUUAACGAAAUGCAUGGUACUCCAGCUGUCCCGGGCUGUCGACACAAUUGGCAAGCCAUGUAG